CCAUCCCUCAUUUCUGAAUCGUCCGCCCAAUAAAUUCCAAACUCCACCUUCCUUUCACUACCUCGUCUGUCGGCCGCCGAACCCCAGCGCACAAUCACAGAGGAAGAGAUCGGAAAUGACGACCCGGUUCAAGAAGAACAGGAAGAAGCGCGGACACGUGAGCGCCGGACACGGUCGUAUCGGGAAGCACAGGAAGCAUCCGGGAGGCCGCGGAAACGCUGGAGGCAUGCACCACCAUCGGAUUCUAUUCGAUAAGUAUCACCCGGGGUACUUUGGUAAGGUUGGUAUGCGGUACUUUCACAAGCUCCGCAACAAGUUCUACUGCCCCAUCGUCAACGUCGACAAGCUCUGGUCCCUGGUCCCUAAGGAUGUCAAGGACAAGGCGUCCAAAGACAAAGUUCCCCUGAUCGACGUCACCCAGUAUGGCUUCUUCAAGGUCUUGGGCAAGGGCGUGUUGCCGGAGAACCAGCCCGUCGUCGUCAAGGCCAAGCUCGUUUCGAAGAUUGCCGAGAAGAAAAUUAAGGAGGCCGGUGGUGCUGUCGUUCUCACUGCUUAGGUUUUGCUGCUUUUGCAUUUUAGUUACAUUUUUGUUCUUUUUAAAAUUCUGGUCUAUUUUGGAACUUCUUCGAGCCGUGAUUGGUAUUAUUAUCUGUUUUUAAUGAGAUUUUUAAAUGAUUGGAUU
Messenger RNA from Juglans microcarpa x Juglans regia, 682 nucleotides. RefSeq names its product 60S ribosomal protein L27a-3. The transcript has a single exon. Gene Ontology annotation, molecular function: structural constituent of ribosome. Gene Ontology annotation, cellular component: ribosome; cytosolic large ribosomal subunit. Bases 116 to 556 code for a protein of 146 amino acids. Lineage: Eukaryota; Viridiplantae; Streptophyta; Magnoliopsida; Fagales; Juglandaceae. Gene Ontology annotation, biological process: translation. The record is from RefSeq and is a predicted model, not a curated record.